Molecule: messenger RNA, 584 nt
Organism: Brassica rapa (field mustard)
Lineage: Eukaryota; Viridiplantae; Streptophyta; Magnoliopsida; Brassicales; Brassicaceae
Product: 60S ribosomal protein L27-3
Biological process (GO): translation
Cellular component (GO): ribosome
Molecular function (GO): structural constituent of ribosome
Source: RefSeq, a predicted model, not a curated record
UCCCUUCCGUCGUUUCUCUCAGCAACUUAGCAUUUCGCCGGAAGAGGAGCCAUGGUUAAGUUUCUUAAGCAGAACAAAGCGGUGAUCCUCCUUCAAGGCCGUUACGCCGGCAAGAAGGCUGUGAUCAUCCGUUCCUUCGACGACGGAAACCGCGAGCGUCCUUACGGACACUGCCUCGUCGCCGGACUCAAGAAGUACCCUAGCAAGGUCAUCCGCAAGGACUCGGCCAAGAAGACGGCGAAGAAGUCGAGGGUCAAGUGUUUCAUCAAGGUGGUGAAUUACCAGCAUCUGAUGCCUACUCGUUACACGCUUGACGUGGAUCUGAAGGAAGUGGCCACUCUCGAAGCUCUGUCUUCGAAGGAUAAGAAGGUGGCGGCUCUUAAGGAGGCCAAGGCUAAGCUCGAGGAGAGGUUCAAGACUGGAAAGAACAGGUGGUUCUUCACCAAGCUCAGGUUUUGAGAACGUUUUUAUCUUUUGUAUUGGAAUCUAGAAUGAAUGUGGAACAUGUUUUGGAUGAUUUAAGACUUUGGUUUGGAAUUUAAUUCUGGAAGUUUUCUUUUUAAUUAUACUGGUGCCUUUAUUUA